GAAGACCGGAAGUUGACAAGGGAGGAGGCCAGUCCUCCAGAGCAGUCCUCCUGCCUUUCCCUCCACCAGAUCCAGGCCCAGGGCUGCCAGGAAAGUGGGAUCAGAAGUCCGGGGGCCAGGCUCUUGGAGGAGCGGCUGACGGAAUUGGGUCUGUCUAGCUUGGAGAACUGAAGGCUGGGAGAAACCAUCCAGAUGCCACAACUGUGAGAAGUGUGUUGCUCAAAUGCCAUGUCUUCCAAGACACCAGGAAGUCCUGCAAAGAGUUCAUCGCUUAUGGACCAGAAGAGACUUCACGCAGGAGAGAAACUGUACACAUGCCCGGAGUGUGAGAAAUGUUUUGCCCGAAAUGCAGACCUUGUGAGACACCAAAGAAUCCACACAGGGGAUAAACUGUAUAAAUGCCAGGAUUGUGAAGAAUGUUUUGUUCACCAUCAACAACUAGUAAGACACCAGUUAUCCCAUAGAGAAGACAAACCAUACAAGUGCCAGGAGUGUGGGAAAUGUUUUGCUCAGAAUGUCUACCUUGUGACCCACCAGAGGGUCCACACAGGAGAGAAACCAUUCAAAUGCCAAGACUGCGGGAGGUGUUUUGCUCAGACGUCCUGCCUUUUGAGACACCAGAGACUCCACACAGGAGAGAAACCAUACAGCUGCGAUGAAUGUGGGAAAAGUUUCGCUCACAGUUCGUCCCUUGUGUACCACAAGAGACUUCACACAGGAGAGAGGCCUUACACGUGCCAGGAGUGUGGGAAAACCUUUGCUCGGAACGCACACCUUGCGGGCCACAAGAGGAUCCACACAGGAGAGAAACGGUUUAAAUGCCAGGAGUGUGGGAAAUGUUUUGUUCACCAUCAGCAACUAGUAAGACACCAGUUAUUCCACACAGAAGAGAAAACAUACAUCUGCAGUGAAUGUGGAAAAUGUUUUGCUCAGUAUGAAUACCUUGUGACCCACCAGAGACUCCACACAGGAGAGAAACCACACAUCUGCAAGGAAUGUGGAGAGUGUUUUGCUCACGGGUCAUCUCUUGUGUACCACAAGAGACUUCACACAAGAGAAGAACCAUACAAAUGCGAGUAGAAUGGAAAAUAUUUUGCUCAGAAUGCAUACCUUGUGACCCAUCAGAGACUCCAUGGAGAUGCAUAAAAAUAAUAGGAGUGUUUGAAAUUCUCAGACUCACAAACGUGUCCAUAGAUAUAGUGAGUUUUCUCUUGCACUGGUGAAUAGUUCUUAGCAGUGAUAAAUUCUAGCUAAUGUUUGUUAAGUUCUCCUUUGUUAUAUUAUUAUUAUUAUUAUUAUUAUUAUUAGAAACACAACAAGAUGAGUCCACAAUUAACAAGAUCACUCUACUGGCUGUUGUAUUGCCUCACACAUCGGACACUUCCCAAGUGUCUAGGACUGUGUGAUAUAUCGGCGAAUAAUACGUGCAGAUCCCAGUAAGGUGGCC
This is a messenger RNA of Anolis sagrei ordinatus, 1447 nucleotides long. Its product is annotated as zinc finger protein ZFP2-like. NCBI's taxonomy places the organism in Eukaryota, Metazoa, Chordata, Lepidosauria, Squamata, Anolidae. Gene Ontology annotation, cellular component: nucleus. The record is from RefSeq and is a predicted model, not a curated record. Gene Ontology annotation, biological process: regulation of transcription by RNA polymerase II. Gene Ontology annotation, molecular function: DNA-binding transcription factor activity, RNA polymerase II-specific; RNA polymerase II cis-regulatory region sequence-specific DNA binding.